This is a messenger RNA of Brassica rapa (field mustard), 4894 nucleotides long. Its product is annotated as putative cysteine-rich repeat secretory protein 17. Lineage: Eukaryota; Viridiplantae; Streptophyta; Magnoliopsida; Brassicales; Brassicaceae. The record is from RefSeq and is a predicted model, not a curated record.
ACUUAAUUUUAUAACAUAUAAAAUAGAAAAAGUGUUUUUCUGGAUAAAUAAAAUAUAUUUAAGUAUUUGUACCAAUUUAAUUAUAUACGUAAUAGUUACUAAAUUUUUAAUUACUCAAUAUAUAUUUAUUAUUUCAUAAUACGUAAAAAAUAUAUAAUAAUUUAAAAUUAUUUAUAUAUAAUAUUCAUUCCGCGCAAGGUGCGGAUAACCUAGUCAGAUAUUAAACAUUAAAACAGAACAUAAUGGCAAGCACAUAUUUAUGUAAUUUCUAUGCUGACACAAUGCAAAACUUAAUGGACCAGGUUUGGAAAAGAUUGACAAAAACAUGUAUAAACUGGGAUGAAUCAUGGUCUGUUACUGAAGAUCUCAAUGAUAUAAUUGGUAAUCAUUAAAAAGAAACAGGGCGGAACUCUGUUAACAUGACUGAGAAUUGUGGAUUGAUUGAGUUCCUAACCCUAGGAAAUACUUUUUCAUGGAGUGGGCAAAGAGGGGGACAAGUUAUCAGAUGUCGGUUCGAUUGGGCUUUCGGGAAUUGACAUAACCUAUUCCCAUGUUGAUAUGUCGAAUAUUUAAGUAUGAUUUCCGAUCGUACCUUUGAUUGAUAAUAUAGUUAUAAGGGAAAAAAACAGUUCCAGUUUGAUAAAAGAUGGAUUGGUGAAAAGGGCUUCAUGGAAUCAGUAUCGAGGGGAUUGUUUUCAAGGGAUACAAUGCAUAUUGCUGUAACAGUAAAAUAUAUAUAUGCUGACACAAAAUUUUGGUUUGAAGGCAAAAUUAACCACUUUAUGGGAAUGAAAAAAUAAAUAAUCUACAGAAGACUCCUGAGAAAGUAUAAAUGAUUUGACAAAAUCAUAUGAGGAAGUUCUGGCCAUCUCUCAGAAAUUGAUUAUCUUGACAGAGAACAAUAUUGAGAACAUAAAAAUAAGAAUAUGUGGCAUAAGAAAAGAAAUAGAAAUACAAAAUUUUAACAAGCACUGACAAACCAAAGAUGCAUUCAAAAUAAAAUAAUUGGGUUGUAUGAUAAAUAGGAUAAUAAAAAGAAAAAAAAUAAAUUAAGUCACACCUAUGUUACCUAAAAAAGUAAGAAUCUGGUAAUAAUAAAUUAACAAAUGAAUUCCUUCAUUUCAGGUUGGCACCGUACGAAUCGCGUGAAUUAAGUCAUACCUUUGAACUUUUACAUUUUAGUCGGCCUUCUUGUCGCCACAAGUAAGUCUCAACCUUCAACUCUUCUCUCCUCUCCUCGCAAAGUAUAAACUUUAUUUUCUACAAACUGACCUUUCCAAACAACUUCUUUUCUAUUGGGUAACCAAAAACAAUGAACCAUCUAUAUAUACGGCAUAUAUUAAUUCAGUAUCUAAAUCACUAAGAGUCUCUUACAUAAACAUCAAUCCCAACAAAUCAUCUACUAUAAAACCCCACUUUGAGAAAAAUAAUCCAAAACAAUGUACUCUUCAUCGUCUGUAUCAAAAUGCGUCAUUUUGAUCCAUGUCUUUGCCAUGCAACUUCUCCUUAUAAACAGCGAAUUGCCCUUAAACACGACCAAUGCGUAUCUCAACCACAAAUGCUUUGUUAGUAAAGGAAAAUACAAGCCGGGAAGUGAGUACGAGAAACAGUUAAAAUUGACCAUCAAAAAUUUCUAUUCCGACAGUGGCAAUAAAGAAGGUUACACCAUGUUAGGCUCUGAUGGGUUUUCCGCUAUCCUCCAAUGCCGCGGCGACUCCUACGGGAGCAAAUGCCGCGACUGCUAUGCCACCGCCGUUGCUGCGCUUCAUAGGAGAUGUCCGUGGUACAAGGCGAAAAUAAUAUGGUAUGACCAAUGUCUUCUCUCGUUUGAUACCAAAUAUUCUACUGGGCAGAUCGAUUACGACAAUAAUUUUUGUAUGUCGAACGCUAAGAAGUUGGGAGGAGAUAAACUCGCGUUUAUAAGGACUUGGAAUAUUUUCAUGGACAAUUUGACGACUUUAGCCCUCCGUGUUGAUAAUAAUGACCCAAAAACAUCACCAUUGUACGCUGUGGGGGAGACGAGGUUCAAGGGUGAUAUGAUGUAUGGAAUGGUGCAAUGUACGAAAGACAUACCCGAAAAAGCUUGUGAGGAGUGUCUGGUGUUUAAUAGCAUUCAUUUUCAAUUUUGCUUGAAUGAUAAACGAGGAGCGAGAUUUAUGAGUAGAAGCUGUACUUUUAGGUUUGAGUUUUACCCUUUUAUUGCCAAGCAGGUCCGGAAUAUUUAAAGAGUUAAAUAAAUAUUUUUUUUUGGAAUAUUUUUCAAUCAAAAGGUUAUGUAACAUCAAGUGCAACUCUUUUUUCAUGAAUGUUCAAAAGAAUAAAACAACAAAAUAAUGACUGAAUAAGAGAAUGCUCGUCUAUUUUGUUGCUUUAUGCUUGAAAAAGUGUUUUCUCUACCUUUUCUCUUAUUGAGAGAUUUUUUUUUGUGCACGGAGAGAAGUCUAUCUGAUAUAUUUUAAUCAUAGAGCAUUACAACAUGUUUUCUUAGUCACAUGUCAUCACGAAAAUGAUUCUUAAAAUUCUUAAAAAAAUAAGUUAGUCCAUAUAAACAUAUACUAUGCUUCUUAUUAAAUUAACUAUCAAAUUAAUUAGUAGUAUAUAAAAGAAUAUUUUUUAUUUCUUUAAAUAAAAGCUACGGAAUUACCUAAUAUAAUAUAUAUAUAUAUAUAUAUAUAUAUAUAUACAAUUAAUGAUCAUGAAUAAUACUUUUUGAUAACAAUUUUUGUAUCAUAUAUCUUUUUUGUUUAAUUUUAUAUUAUUAACAUAUAUUAAACAAUCAUAUUAUGCAUAUAAUGAAAAAUAUAUUUUUUAUUAUAUGUUAUAUUUUGAAUUUUAAAACCAACUAUAAAUUACUAAAAAUGGUAAAAGUCCCACAUUGAAAAUUUUGUGAUCAAUGGUUUAACUUUUUUUGUUCAAUCUAGAUACAAAUGAUCAUAUAUCGUAGAGAACGAACGUUCGGAUACACGUUCGGGUUCGUAUCGGAUAUUUAGGAUUUUUCGGGUAUUUCAGUAUAAAGGUAUAGGACCCGUUCGGGUAUUUCAGUAUAAAGGUAUAGAACCCGUUCGAGUAUUUCUACACAUCGGGUCGGGUUCGGGUAUUUUAUGUUCGGGUUCAGAUAUUUUGGGUCGGGUUCAGAUAUUUAAAUUUUAAAGAAAAAAUAAAUAAAUUAUUCAUUGUUUAAUCUUUGUGUAUCAAAAUUAUAUUUUUAACUUAACUGGUUUUCUAAUUUUUAAAAGAUUAAACUAUUAAUAAGUUUGGAGAUAAAAAAUUUAAAACAGAAAAACACUAAUUUAGCUGUUGUUUUGAAACUUUAGAUUCAACUUUUGUUAAUGUAAGAAACAAGAGUUUGAUAUAUAUUUUAAGUAAGUAGCAAAUGAUUUUUUCCAUAAUUAUAUGUAUAUUAUCUAAUUUUGAACAAUUUGCAUCAUUAAUAUAAGUAUUUAAAAUAAAAUGAGAGAAGUAAACUAGAAAUAUAUGGUUAAUUUUAAUUAUGUUUGGUUAUCUUCGGAUAUCUAUUCGGGUUCGGAUAUUACCCGUUCGGUUCGGAUAUUACCUGUUUGGGUUUGGAUAUCCAAUCAUUCCGAAUUCAAUAACCGUUCGGGUAUUUUACUACUGCGGUUCGGAUUUUUGGAUCGGAUUCAGAUAUGGGUUCAAGUAUCAGAUAAAAUGCUCACCCUAAUAAAUUGUAUGAAUAUGAAAUCUCAUUAAUAGAUAUUCAUAUUAUAUAUAUAUAUAUAUCAUUUGAAAUGAAUUAUAGCUAUAUUAAAAUAUAUAAAUAUGUUAAUUUCAAAAUUUUCAGUGAAAAAUUAUUGAGAUUUUAAUAUUUUAAUUUUGAAAUUUGUAUUGAAAAAUCUCACAUUAAAGUUUUGUAAUUAACGGUUUAAAUUUUUGUUACAACAAAUAUACAAAUGUUAAAAAAUAAAAUGAGUAGGAAGUGUCAAUAAUAAGUAUUUAUAUAAAAAUAUACUAUAUAUCUAUGUCAAUAUCUAUAAAGUUUAAUUUAUAUCAUAUAAAGUAAAUAAAAUAUUUGUUUUGAUUUAUUUACCAAAAAAGUGAUUGUAAAUAACAAAAGGUAUUGGUUUUGAUUUAUGUGAUUACUAUAAUGUAAAUACUUUUAUGUAUACAAAUUAUUUUUUAAAUAUGUGGUUUAUGAUAUUUUAUUUAAUCCUGACAAUCUCAGAAACACACUUCUUCAAAUCGAAGUGAUUUUUAAUAUUGGAAGCAUUAUAUAUAUUAUUUCAUUCAGAUUAAAUAAUUUAGUCUUGAUUUUUAUUAUUAAAAAGCUUUUAAUGAAAUAUCAUGACAAGAUUUCAAUCACCUCCUUUUGAGUUUGUUCGAAGAAUGAGAGAUUUGAAUUGUUUCACCGUGAUACCCUAUCUAGCUAUUAUAAUUGUAAGAAUGAGAGAUUUGAACUAUUCAUUAUAAGUGUUUUGGUUUAUCAUUUAAUAAAUCAAACAGUUCUUAAUUUAUAAAUAGUUUACAUAUAUUAGAAUGGUAAAAUAUCAUAUAUACUUUUUUCUAUAUACUCUUAAGUAACUAAACCUCAAAAGUGUAGGCUAAUAAAAUAAGUAACUUGUUUUGUUAUUCUAUAAUUAGAUGAUUUUAAGACCGAACUGGUGAAUAUAUACUAGAUAAACAUUUAUAUUUCGAGUCUGCAAUUAUAUUCUAUAAUAGCUUGAUAUAUUAGAUUUUAACACUAACCUGUUAAUAUAGUUUGCCAGUAAUUUUUUUCAAAUUUUUAUUCUUAGAUAUGUAUCUGAAGUGGAAAUAAUUUAUACAGAUGUCCACCUUUUUAAAUUGACACUUAUGUAAUUCACCAAAUUCAUAGAAAAAGUUAAAAGGAAACUAAACUCAUAUCAAUGAAACAAAUACAAGAACUAAAACACAAUUUUAU